GUUUACGGUACAGCAGUGGCAGCCUUCUAGCUUGAGCUAACGUUAGCUAGAAUGUUCUAGCACAUGUUUCUGUGUUUAAAGGUGGAGUUUAAAGAGUUAACCUGCUAUAAAAAGACUCAGUGUGUCCAUUUAUCCAACACAGCUUUAUAGGACUACUGUAAAGACAGACAGUGCACAUCAUGGCAGAAGACAAACCAGACCAGACCAGGAGGUACCCCCAGAACCUGCAGGGGGUCCUGCAGCUGGCGGUGGAUGCUGGAUCAGCCGCAGAGGGACCGGCCUCUGUUGAACCCAUGACAGAGGAGAGGAAAACGUGGCUGAGAGAUGCUCUUGCAGAAGUCUGUAGAGGGCAGAUGGAUGAAGUGGAGCAGAUGAAGCAGUGCUUAGCCGUCUUAUGCAAAGAGGGAACGAGCGAAAGGGAGCGAGAAGGAGAGGAUGAAGAGGAUGAAGAUGUGCGGGAAACAGCCUUUGAGACGCUGUCAGAGUUGUGUGAGAACCUGGACAAUGCUAGAGACCUAAUGACUCUUGGUGGACUGGAUCUGUGCUCCUCCCAGUAUCUGUGUCAUGCUCAAAGUGGACUGAGGUGGCGUGCUGCCCAGCUUAUCGCUUCCUGCGCCCAGAACAUGCCGGAGGUGCAGAUCUACUUGCUUAGCAUCGGUGCGCUGCCAAAGCUGCUGCAGCUGACCGACUCAGACCCCAACCCCACCGUCAGAGUAAAAGCCCUCUACGCUGUGUCAUGUCUGGUUCGAGAGCAGGAGGCAGGACUCCAGGCGUUCUUGUCCCACGAUGGCUUCUCGAUGCUGAUGCGAGGAAUGCAGUCUGACAACGAGAAGCUCAGGACCAAGUCUGCAUUCCUUCUGCUCAACCUGCUCAUGGCACAUCCCGAACAGAAAGACACCGUUGUCUCUAUGGGUAUGGGGCAGCAACUGGUAUCUGUUCUCCGCACACCACACUCACCUUUCCAUGAACACGUGCUCGGCGCCCUUUGCUGUCUGGUGGAAGACUGUCCACAGGGUCUGAAAGACUGCAGGAAUCCUGCUCUGGGUCUGGAGGAGUUACUCAGACAGCGAUCCAGAGAGCUCAAAGGACAAGAAGAGAGUCAGGAAGAACUGGACUUCUGUGAGCGAUUGAGGGUUAUUUGUUUCCGCGGGCAACAGUCGGAUGACAAUGGGAUGGAUCGCUGAAGUCUUAUUUACCUCACCCUUUUUGGUAUCCGUGUGCAAGGAUGUAACAAGACAUUCAUGAUCUGGGUCUUGUUUCAGAAAGCAGGUUCAACAAACUCUGAGCCUCGGCCUGAAAUCUGAGUCGAUGAAAAACUCUGAAUUUUUGGUUUCAGAACAGCUGAUCAAAGUUUGUUCAAUCAAUUCUAAUUGGUUCACUCCGAGUCAAGCUCAUGCAUGGUGAAUUAAAAAAGCCAUCAACAAUGGAGCUCUGAUACUACGAUUCACCGUGGCAACAGGUAAAUAAAAGUAAAUAAUAAUGUGAUUGGUGAUGGUGUUACCAUGGUAACUGACCCAGAGUUUGCAUUCGCUCUCUUCCUGCAACUGAAAACCCAGAGUUUCCCUCAUCUCAGAGUUAACUAACUCAGAGUUUUCACUGAACCAGCUUUCUGAAACCGGGCCCUGGAUCGUGGAUGUUAAGAAACGUUUUUGAGUGUUACCACAGAGGCUGUCCAUACUUUGCAUGUCAUGCAGGAGCUGUAUUUUACUGUGUAAAUAGCUCUAAUGUAUAAAAUACUUUUUCAAGUCAGCUUUUAUUUUAGUCCACUCUUUUCAGUUUUCUUCAUAUCUUAAAUAUAAUACCUAACCAAAUACCAAUCUCCAUCACAGGUAGUGUGUAAGUAUUGAUAUGUAUAUCCCAGUGUUAAUUCAGUUACAUGUGCAAUUAAUUUUUAAUUGUUGUAAGUUAAGUUUGACUAAAGUCUCUGAUUUAAAAUA
This is a messenger RNA of Sebastes umbrosus (honeycomb rockfish), 1937 nucleotides long. It is a transcript of the gene hspbp1, whose product is annotated as HSPA (heat shock 70kDa) binding protein, cytoplasmic cochaperone 1. The coding region runs from base 180 to 1184 and encodes 334 amino acids. The record is from RefSeq and is a predicted model, not a curated record. The transcript has 8 exons. NCBI's taxonomy places the organism in Eukaryota, Metazoa, Chordata, Actinopteri, Perciformes, Sebastidae.